AUGUUCAAUGUUAAUGAUUCUGUCGAGAGAAGGUCAUCAAUUUUCAAACCCGGAGGACAGAUAGGAUUAAUCUGUGACGGAAACUCCUUCUGCCUGAAUCAUCUCGGAACCUCCUCUUUCAUAAUAGUCUCUGCUCUUAGCCAGUUUGUAGUAUACGAUUCCCUGUCCCUAAGAGUGGUUUUUAUAUCACUGCCAUUAAAAUCUAACAUUAAAUCUAUCGCAUCUGAGUAUGAAAAUGUAUAUUUAGUAUUAAAGGACAAUUCAGUAGAAAUAACACAUGAACAUAACUCUGAGAUAAUUGCUAUUUUUCACCACCAGAGUCAGCUGGUAACAUACACAGCAUCAGAGCUAAUUACAUACACGAAGGCAGCUUCUGAUGAUGAUAAUUCAGUCCCUAAGUGGAGCCUUGAAAAGGUUAUUACAAUGGAUAGUAACUCAGAGAUUACAGCUGUUUUGCCACUUUUAGGGAUGAAUAAUAAAGUUUUGGUGGGAUUUUCUGACUCUUCCCUAAUCUUACUGAACCUUAAAUCAGGGAAAACAUUAUACAAAUUUAGUAAACACCAGUGUAUUAAUAAUAACAAAGUGGACGAUGUUAAAAGUAAUAGCUCUGAUUUAGAGGGAGUAGCAGUGAUGGCACAAUCGUGUAAUACUAGUUCAGGAGUAGUGGCAAUAGGGUAUAAUAGUGGAUAUGUGUCAAUAUUUGAUGUUAAUAAAGAUGAAUUUCUGGGAGGAUUUAGCCUGACAAAGAAGCAAAAACAGCCAAAAUCUAUGAGUUUCGUGCUCGAUUAUCUUGGAAUCAGUUCAAAAUCCGAUUCUCUAACAAGGCCGGAACUCCUGGUGGUUGGAACAACAAGUGGGGAUUUGGUGGUCUUUGAUCUACUCAAGUUUACCCUAAUUUCAUGCAUAGAAUCGGCUCAUAGUACUUCAAUUAUCAGCCUAAUGCAUAUAGAAGCUGAUAAAUGCCUUAUAUCUUUGGGUGAAAAUUCAAUGAUAACCUGGACCAUGGACUCUGAUAAGACAUUUUUGAGAGAAUUGAGGAGUAGAAAAGGUUUUAUUGGAACAAUAAACAUCUUAACCCCCUAUGAUGAAGAAGAACAUGACUUGCUGGUGUGUACUAGUAAUGAAGGUUCUGGGAGUUUGGGGAAGAUUUCAACAAUUCAGCAGCAUCAAUGUGUGACCUUUUCAACAAAAUCUUCCAAAGUAAAGCUGAAGAAGAUAACUGGGAUAUCCUCGUGCUACCAAAGACAUUACGACUGGCCCAACAUAGUAACAUGUCACCAAAACUCACACCAGGUGCAUGUUUGGAGUGGAUUUAAGAAGAUCCUGACAGAGAAGGUGAUUAAAGUCCCUGAAAUGAACUCAAUUGCAACAUCUGUCUGCCUAACCAAGUGCGGCAAUUACGCAAUUGUGGGUUAUCAAAAUGGGCAAAUUCAUCUUUUCACUCUACAAAGCUGUAAUUAUGAUUCUGAGUUUACAAGAGGAAAUGAAAACGAAUCUUUACCAGCACAUUCAUCACAAGUUAUCAACAUUUCACUGGUUGGGAACUCCAAAAUCAUAUCAAUUUCAAAUUCCAAAACAGAUAGAAUGGUACGUGUAUGGGAUGUAAUAAAGGUAAAAUUGGAGUUGGAAUAUGACCCAGAGCUACCCAAGGGUGUAGGAGCGUACAAUUCAGCAGUCGGAAAUUUUUUGACUGCACUGGCCUGUACUGACGAUAACAUCUACGUACUGGACGUCAAAGGGAAUGUGAUUAUAAGGAAAAUUAAAUAUCACUCCAAAGUUAAUUCAAUGAAAUUUCAUAUGAAUGACAGUUGGCUGAUAAUUACUACGGAAAGAGGCACAAUGUUGGUGUACGAUAUAUUAUCGGCUUGUUACGUCGACUACGUUGAGUUUUUGGGGAACAUCUUGGAUUUCCAUAUGGAUUCUUCUGGCUCGUUUAUGUUAGUAUCAAAUGAAAGGGCGCCUGGAGUAGUAUUACAAUACGCAAAUAAACACGCCUUUGAGUUGUUUCCAAAGUCUAUACUGUAUAAAGAUAUACCAAAACAGCCCAUUCCAGUAGAUAUUCCUCCAUCAAAGAUUGAUUCGGACCAAAUGGUAGAGUCAGAAGAUGAGAAUAAAACUGAGGAAAUUGAAUUCAAGUCAACCAGAUCACAACUUGAGGCAGGACUAAUAACGUUAUCAGGGCUCACUUCUUCAAAACUCCAAACAAUGUUGUUUUUAGAUGAGAUUAAGGAGAGAAGUAAGCCAAAAGAACCACCUAAAACUAAUGAUAAUUUGCCUUUUUUUCUACCAACAACCUAUAAAGAUGGUCAGUUGGUGUUUGUGGAGCCUGAACCUGAGGAGAUAGAAACACCAAAACCAAGAGAAUCACUCCUAAAAUCCACAGACUCACAAACACAAUUUGAGCUACUUUUAUACUCAAACCAUGAAGAUAAGUUUGAAAGGAUGAUGGAAUAUUUGUUGGCACAGACUCCAGCAAUGGUACAUAUAUCAUUAGGGUUGUUUUCAGAAUCAAAAAUGGAUGAGACUUUGUGUGAAAUGUUGAGAUUUUUUCAGUAUCAAGUAAAGAGUAAAAGGAACGCGGACGCAUUGCAGGUUUUUCUACACCUUUUCCUCAAAUUCCAUGCUGAAAGACUUUCUAACCUUAAAAACCCAGAAGCCAAGAAGAUAAUGUGUGAACUAAAAACAGAUCUAAAGGGAGAUUACAAACUACUACAGGAAAGCUUUGAUAAAAUCUCCUGUUAUAUCAAAUUCCUUACACAUUUGCAAUUAGACUAA
Molecule: messenger RNA, 2775 nt
Organism: Theileria annulata
Lineage: Eukaryota; Apicomplexa; Aconoidasida; Piroplasmida; Theileriidae
Product: t-cell activation-related wd repeat protein, putative
Exons: 10
Coding region: 1-2775 (924 amino acids)
Biological process (GO): rRNA processing
Cellular component (GO): small-subunit processome; Pwp2p-containing subcomplex of 90S preribosome
Molecular function (GO): protein binding
Source: RefSeq, a predicted model, not a curated record